AUGGCCGGAUCGACGGAACUCCCUACCAAGGGCGGCUUCAGCUUCGACCUGUGCCGCAGGAACGCCAUGCUGGAGAAGAAUGGCCUCAAGAUGCCCGGGUUCAGGAAGACCGGGACUACCAUCGUCGGCCUCGUGUUUGCGGAUGGAGUUGUUCUUGGGGCAGACACAAGGGCAACCGAGGGUCCUAUAGUUGCUGAUAAGAACUGCGAGAAAAUUCAUUUUAUGGCACCAAACAUAUAUUGCUGCGGUGCUGGAACUGCUGCUGACACAGAGGCUGUGACAGAUAUGGUCAGCUCCCAGCUACAACUUCACCGUUAUGCUACUAGCCGUGAGUCAAGAGUUGUAACCGCUCUUACACUACUGAAGACACAUCUUUUUAACUACCAAGGUCAUGUCAGUGCUGCUCUCGUUCUUGGCGGAGUAGAUGUCACUGGACCACAUCUACACACUGUUUAUCCGCAUGGCUCCACCGAUACUCUUCCUUUUGCCACGAUGGGUUCUGGAUCCCUUGCUGCAAUGUCAGUGUUUGAGUCGAAGUACAGAGAAGGCCUCACAAGGGAGGAGGGAAUUGCACUUGUAGCUGAGGCAAUCCGUGCUGGUAUCUUCAAUGACUUGGGAAGUGGCAGCAACGUGGAUGUUUGUGUGAUAACCAAGGGGAACACAGAGUACUUGAGAAACCACGAGUUACCAAACCCAAGGACUUUUGUCAGCUCGAAGGGAUACAGCUUCAACAAGGGGCAUACCGAGGUAUUGUCUACAAAGAUCACGCAGCUGAAGCUGAAGCCAGAGGUCGCUGAUGGUGAUGCAAUGGAAGAGUGA
Triticum turgidum subsp. durum (durum wheat) is the source of this 819-nucleotide messenger RNA. NCBI's taxonomy places the organism in Eukaryota, Viridiplantae, Streptophyta, Magnoliopsida, Poales, Poaceae. The record is from the annotation of a GenBank genome assembly.